UGAGAAAUAGACCCGCACUAUCUGAACUCGGUCGUCCUCGGGCCAAGGCCUUUGCCGAAGUUUGGCUAUCCAGACACGGCUCUGAGGCUGGGUGUGAGAGGGGUCGGCAGAAUCCCAGGUUCUGCACUCCACGCUCAGAGUGCAGUCUUUGUCCCAACAUCCACCUCUCAGCUUCACAAUGUCUGAACUCUUUAUGGAAUGUGUCGAGGAGGAGCUGGAGCCUUGGCAGAAACAAGUUCCUGAAGUUCACUUGAUAGAGGAUGAUGAUGAUGAACCCAUUUUCGUUGGAGUGCUCUCUAAUAACCAAAAGGAUGGUAAGCCUAACCCUCCACCUCCUCAGAGGAACAGUGCAGGGAUACAAGAAAUAAAGCGUCCUGCUCCCCAGCCUGCCAUGGGCUCCUCACCAAUAAUGUUGCCACUGAAUAUGGUGGGAAAUGCAGUGAAUACUGCAGCACCCAAUCUGACUACAGUUACUCCGCAGCCUGUUAUUGUCAAUAACCAGGGCUUUAUUGUCACUUCUCCACAAUUAGCAAACAACAGUGAGUUCAUUGCCUCUCUUGGGAGACAGUACCCACCUGGGACAUCAUUUACAAUUGUACCAGCUGGACAGCAGCAGCUUUUUCAGCAGGUCAGUCCAGGCACAGUAAUACCUGGUGCCGUCCACAGGCCUCAGGUGCAACAAAUCAGCAACAACGUCGUGACGUUGUCUAAUGUCCAGAGCCCUGCUGUGUAUUCAACACAAUCUAAUCAGCUGCAACCUAUACGACCAAACUCCCAAUCUCUUCAGACCUUCAGUAGCACCAAUAGAGAUCAAAGCGCAGUCAAACGAGGAUUGCUACCACAGGAAACAGACAGUGUGGCAAAAAGAGCAAAGCUUGACUUAGGGCCGGCAAAAGUAACUGUGAGAGUGGAAAAUGGGAUCAUAAAGAAAAAGUGCACCAAUUGUCAAGAAGAAUUCCUUACACAGGAAGCCCUGAAAUUUCAUAUGAUGAGUUGCUGUACAAAUGCUGAAAGUACAGCUCCAUCAGCUCUGAACAUGGGUGCAAACAAGCGCAUCAUGCUGGUCUCAGAUUUUUACUACGGCCGGUUUGAGGGAGAUGGGAACAAGAAGGAGGUGCAGAAGACCAACACAACUUUCAAGUGCCAGAGCUGUCUAAAAGUCCUCAAGAACAAUAUCAGGUUCAUGAACCAUAUGAAACACCACCUGGAGCUGGAAAAGCAGAACAGUGAGAGCUGGGAAAGCCACACAACCUGCCAGCAUUGCUACCGACAGUAUAUGACUCCGUUCCAGCUGCAGUGCCACAUCGAGAGUGCUCACAGCCCGAUCGAAUCCUCAACCAAUUGCAAGAUAUGUGAGCUGGCGUUUGAGUCAGAGCAAGUGCUCCUGGAACACAUGAAGGAUAACCACAAGCCCGGGGAAAUGCCUUAUGUCUGCCAGGUGUGCAAUUACAGGUCCUCUUUCUUCUCAGAUGUGGAGACACAUUUCCGAAGUGUCCAUGAAAACACAAAAGACCUGCUCUGUCCCUUCUGUCUCAAAGUUCUUAGAAGUAGUCACAUGUACAUGCAACAUUACAUGAAACAUCAGAAAAAAGGGAUCCAUCGUUGUGGAAAGUGCAGACUGAAUUUCCUCACCUACAAGGAGAAAUUGGAGCACAGGACUCAUGUCCACAAGACUUUCAGAAAACCUAAAGCCCUGGAGGGCCUUCCUCCGGGUACAAAGGUGACCAUUCGAGCCUCCCUCACAGGAAAGACGCCCGUAGUGCCGAUCUCCCCUGACAGAUCGAGCUUUACCAUCAGUCCAGACACACUAAGAAUCAGUCAGAAAACCAAACCUCCAGUCAAUGUAUCCAAGUCUAAAUCGAAUGUCUCUGGAGCGGGAAAACCUAAGACGACUCAGAGCAAGAAGCAAGAAGGUCGAACUACCAAGCACAACCUGGCACUCCGGAAUCUCAGAGUCAACGGAGGGCGUUUCACGUGCAUCGAGUGCAACACACAAGUUGACCACUUCUUUUCUCAUUUCCCAAUGGUUUCGAAUUGUGGCGCCUGCAAAUAUCGGACAAGUUGCAAAGUUUCCAUUGGGAAUCAUAUGAUAAGAUUUCAUAGUACCAUCACCAAAAAUAGAUUUUUGAAAAUGGAUCAUAAGAAAAUUUCAUCUACAUUAAAAUUAACCCUGGUCUGUCUCAACUGUGACCUCCUCGUUGAUGCAUCAGGUGGUGACCUGAUGACCAAACAUUUAACCGAUCGACCGAAUCACAUAUGCAAAGUUAUUCAGGAGAAAGCAGAUAUCAAAGCCAAAGAUCAAGUGCAUCUCGUCCUGGGGCAGCCAGCAAAAGUCUUGUACCUCUUGACGUCAGCACCUGCUCAAAGACCAAAGGAAAUGGACUUGAAACUAGUCGAAAGUGUCACAUCUGGCAGUGCUACUGCUGCUACUGUUGAUCAACCAGAAUCAGCAGGUGAUGAGGAAAAGGUUUCCACAGAAGUAAGCGUCAAUGAAGGUUCCUUUAAAGGAGAAUUAAAGCAGUUGUUGCUGCCUGCUUUAUCGUCUUCCUGUAGAUCAGAUGGGGUUUUAGAUCUCGGUGAUGAGUCAAUGGGUAACUCACAGAGCACAGAUGUCAGGGAGCAGCUCCCGGUCUCUGGGAUUGUCCAUGAGCAUGAGACUAGGGAACAGCAGACAAAAUCUGAAUGAACCUGUACAUCAACUAAACAGUGCACAUGACAAACAGAGGUCUGCACAGUUAUGAAUCAAAAAUAACUGCUUCAUCAGCCAUGCUCUGCAUUGUAAUUUCUUUUACAAAUACCAAUUAUAUGAUGAUGUUGCUUUGGCUGCUGGUAUUUGCUGCUGCUACUACUCAUGACCCCUGUGUUUGGCAGGUCAUUUUCAACAACUGAAAAAAGUAUUUUAUCAGAUUUUUUUUUUUCUGUCACACUUUCAUCACCUAAAUAUAUGGAAAGUAUCUUUGUAUUUAUAGAUAAAAAUGCAUCCCGUACAAUCCUAUUUGCCCUAUAAACUAUCUAGUUAGAACAUUUGCAAAAAUCAGAAAUCAUUACUCUGCAUCUUGACUGAUUCAAGCAUUUUCAGUUGUGGAUUUGACUUAAAUGACUGUGGCUCACUUUGUAUUUCUAAAACGUUUCAAAAAGUGGUUGAUGUUAUCCUUAAGGAAACCCCAUCUGCCAUAAGGAGGGACAGUAUUUAGCUCUGCUCCUGAUCCCCAGUGUCAACUUUUGAUUUGCUUUACUGAAAAAGAUGAAGACAUUAUUUUGUCAACGAUCUGACUCUAAAACUAAACCAGAUUUUUUUGAAAAACACACUCAGUGGCAAAAAAUAUACAUACUGACGUUCUCUCUGAUGAUUUACUGAUGUUAUUUAAAGUCUCCAUGUAGUCCCCGUAAAAGUACACAUAGAAAAUAAUGUAAUUUUGCCUUUGAUUCAAUUUUGUUUAAGCAGUUUGAGCCCCAUUUCUAUCAAAGACUAUUUUGCACUGCUAACUUGAUUUGGAUUAAGAUGAUGUUUGUUUUAGAUUUUUAUCAUCCUUUAAUUUGUUAAUCUAUCAUUGUAUAAUGUGUAAAUUAAUUUUCGAGAUGUAAUCACAAAGCUGCUCCGUUUAUAUUGAAUUUGAGGUUAUUAUACCAACAAAAAAAACAUAAAUUAUCACUGAAAUGUAUACGUUAUUUACAGAAAAUUCCUGAUUUGUGGCAGAAAUAUUGGUCUAUAAUAGAUGUGGAACAGGUAUAUUAUUAAGAAAUUAGGUGUGAAUGUAUCAGAGUAACUUCUAUCUCGGCGCAUAGAAAGUUUCUUUAAACCAUUAAGAAAUACAGUAGUACAUGUAUAAAAAAAAUUAGCAUCACAUUUUAUUCCUUAAGGAACGGAAUGUCAACUUUGUGUGGCCAAGGCCAAAAGACAGAAGAAUUAAGCAGUGGAAGGCGGCAUAAGGUGGAAAAUGACCACAACUAUUUGAGGACUUUUAUCGUCUUACUUUUAACUGGUGCCAGGUGGAAAAGAAAUAUGUACACGUUAUGUUGGGCGCAGGUAUUCAGCAUGGCAUGUCAACCAGUGUUUAUGUUGCAGCUGCUGGUUGCUUAAGUUGCAUUUUAUUUUGCAUUUACUGAAAAAAGGCAAAUUCCCUAUGGCUCUGGGAAGGAUUUAUACAAUGCAAUUUGUUUACUUAGUUUGGCUUAAAAUGUCUGAAGUCAUUGGUCAUGUCAUUGGUUUUUAAAAAGGGUUUUCACUUGUAUAUACAGUAUCUGUAGAGCAAGUCUAUAAAUGCACCUACGUCUAUGAUGGCACUGUAAAUGUUAACCCCCUGAGUCUGUUUUCAAUACAUUCCUCUAAAGAUAUAUGGUGUUCCACUUAGGACACAUUUUCCUCAGAGAUCUAUAAACUACUGGGUUUAGAUCCAUGUUUUUCUGUUGUUUGUUAU
This is a messenger RNA of Xiphias gladius (swordfish), 4418 nucleotides long. RefSeq names its product zinc finger protein 280C-like. Gene Ontology annotation, biological process: regulation of DNA-templated transcription. Bases 179 to 2686 code for a protein of 835 amino acids. The record is from RefSeq and is a predicted model, not a curated record. Gene Ontology annotation, molecular function: DNA-binding transcription factor activity, RNA polymerase II-specific; RNA polymerase II cis-regulatory region sequence-specific DNA binding. The transcript is spliced from 18 exons. Lineage: Eukaryota; Metazoa; Chordata; Actinopteri; Istiophoriformes; Xiphiidae.